GAGAGAAACAGAGUAGAAGAAUUCAAGGACCAAUGGACGAUUGUGUGAGGAGGAGGAGGAUGAUCACUACCCUCUCUACUUUACUCCUUUUCUCUUCACUCUAAAUCAACCAACACCAACCCCAAUGGCCAUUUUAUCACCAUAUUCAUCUUCUUUCUUAGACGCACUCUUCUGCAACGAAGAACAAGAUCAUCAAUGGAGUCUUGAUGAAGAUGAAGAUGGAGAUGAAAAUGAAAUUGCACAAACCACCCUCACAGAUUCCUCCGAUCUCCAUCUUACCCCCCUCGACCACCAACAAGAUUUGUUCUGGGAAGAUGAGGAACUCGUCUCUCUUUUCUCCAAAGAAGAAGAACAACAAACACAUUCUACUUUAGCAGAUCCUUGUGUUUUUGAUGCUCGAAAAGAGGCUGUGGAUUGGAUCUUGAAGGUCAAAGCUCAUUACGGGUUCCUUCCUCUUACCGCCAUUUUAGCCAUCAAUUAUCUUGAUCGGUUCCUCUCUAGUCUCCAUUUUCAGAAAGACAAGCCAUGGAUGAUCCAGCUUGUUGCUGUGAGUUGUCUCUCUUUAGCUGCCAAAGUUGAAGAAACUCAAGUGCCACUCCUCCUAGAUCUUCAAGUGGAAGAUAGUAAGUUCUUGUUCGAGGCCAAGAACAUACAAAAAAUGGAGCUUUUGGUGAUGUCGACACUGAAAUGGAGGAUGAACCCAGUAACCCCAAUCUCAUUUCUUGAUCACAUUGUAAGAAGGCUUGGAUUAAUACAUCAUCUCCAUUGGGAUUUCUUCAAGAAAUGUGAAGCUCUCAUUCUUCGUUUAGUCUCUGAUUCAAGAUUCAUAAGCUAUAAACCAUCUGUGUUGGCCACAGCUACAAUGCUUGGAGUUGUAGAUGAAGUUGAUCCUCCCAACUCCAUUGACUACAAAAGUCAACUUCUGGAUCUUCUCAAAACCACCAAGGAGAGCGUAAACGAGUGUUAUGCAUUCGUCAUCGACCUAUCUUACAAUCAGAAAAAGCGAGAACACGAGACGUCAACACCAACUUACCCUGCUAGCCCAGUUGGCGUAAUCGAUUUCACUUGCAACGAAAGUUCAAACGAUUCAUGGGGAUUCAGUUUCCACCAACCUUCGUUCAAGAAAACCAGAAUUGAUCAACAAUUCGGGUUUGGUUCCCUGAUAAACUGUUUCGAACCAUUUGUGAGCCCUCUUCAGCCAUAAAUUCGUGGAGGGUAGCUGUAGUUGUACGAACAAGCACGGUAUUAAAUAUUGGUCCACUGCUGCUAUAUAUAAACGAAACGACGACCUGUAGUAUAUAGGUUAAAAGGAGCAAUAGAGUGGUCAAUGGAGAGAUACGUUAUGAUGGUCGGUCUAUUUCGCUAUAUAUUAUGGUUUUAGCUUUUAUUUUUAAUUUUAAUUUAAUGUGAGAUAAAUUAAAUUGGGGCAAUGUGAUGUCUUUUUCAAGGUAGCGAUGGACAUAAAUUUGUUGAGAAAUUAAAUUCAUGGGAUAUUUGUA
Molecule: messenger RNA, 1499 nt
Organism: Cynara cardunculus var. scolymus (artichoke)
Lineage: Eukaryota; Viridiplantae; Streptophyta; Magnoliopsida; Asterales; Asteraceae
Product: cyclin-D3-1-like
Exons: 4
Coding region: 125-1204 (359 amino acids)
Biological process (GO): regulation of cyclin-dependent protein serine/threonine kinase activity; mitotic cell cycle phase transition
Cellular component (GO): nucleus; cyclin-dependent protein kinase holoenzyme complex; cytoplasm
Molecular function (GO): cyclin-dependent protein serine/threonine kinase regulator activity
Source: RefSeq, a predicted model, not a curated record